AUGGCACACCGGCUCCGUUUGGACUUCGCGUCAAGGAGAAGCCACACCGACCCUCUGUCAGAGUGCCUCAGCAGCCAUGGUGAAGAGAGUGGAGUCAUUUUGUCAGCUGGUAGCCCCACAAAGAGUCUGGCGCACAGUUCUCUACACUUCAAGGUGACUUCGUUGUCACCGGACUAUGGACAUUUACAACGAUAUUCUUCAGUUUUUAUACCGAGGGUUAAUACAGCAGGAUGUAGUCAAAAAAGCGUUGUGCAGAUCUCUCUACAGCCCUGCGGCACGCUCACCGGAGACCGGGAUGGCGCCGUUGGGGAUGGAGAUCCCGGGAGCAGUGACCCGGGAGUGGUUGCAGGUUCUGAUGGGGGUUCGUGUAGCAGCAGUAUGGCCAGCGAUGCCGGGUACUGGAGUAGCAACAGUAUCUUUGAGCCAGAGACUUCAGAAAAGCACAGGACUACCCAAGAGAGGAGUUUUCUCUGCUGCCACUCCAAGGUCCCCUUGAGACGCUGUUCCUCCUUGGUUAUAUUCCCAAAGAGCCCCUGUACCACCCCACCUGCUUCUCCGGUAAACCCAGUGGCUCUCCCUCCUCUCCCAGCAACGAGAGCUCCGUUCCAGGCACCUGCCCCCGAGUGCUCACGGGAUGAACAGGAUAUGACUUGGAAAGAGUCUGCCACCUCUAUAAGUGGCCAACGUUGUCUGAAAGGAAACUCUUCAUCCGAGUGUCGGGACACCAAACAUAUGGUACAUUUUAAUAUUCCUUUGCAAGACAAACCUAUAUUUAAAGAGCUGGACAGCAAUGAUGUGAUGGAACAGUCAUCAGCUCAUGAAAAAUCUCAGCGUCAUUCAAGGAGCGUUCUGCUACACUUUGCCCAUCACAGACCAGUUACAGGUAAAGUCAGUCCGGAAUAUCCUGACGCUACUUACCCAGUUGCAGAGCCCGAGACUCAGCACAACCCUAAGAAAAAACUGUACCGGAGUACCUCGGCUUGUUUGUUCUCCUCGGUGAAACACUCAGAGGAAAAACUCUGUGCCUUAGCAAAAGAACAAGAAAGGUUGGAGGAAAAGCAUUGCCAUCGUGCCAUUCAACGCAGCUUUUCUCUGGAGGUGCCCUAUGCAAACACUGGGAUUUCAUGUCACGUUUCGAACACAAAACUCGGUAGUACAUACUCUCCGCACGUGCACAUUCAUCUGUCACCGUGCUGUCCAGCUAAAUUGCCGAGCCUACCUAAUGACGCAUACGCAAGCUGCAAAGGGAGCAGUACCGCAAAGAACUUAAGCCAAAAUGAGAAGACACGUGAUGACUUUCUGGGACAGGUGGAUGUUCCUCUCAAUCAGAUACCAACAGAAAAUCCUAAUGCACAAAGGCCUUACACAUUCAAGGAUUUUCUGCUUCACCCCAGAAGUCACAAGUCCAGAGUUAAGGGCCAUCUGCGACUUAAAAUGACCUACAUGCCAAGAAACACGGGCUCAGACGAGGAGCCGACAGAUCAGAAUGACAACACAGAUCCCUCAUGGGAGUUAUUGGAAUCUCAGGACAUGUCAGGUCCUAUGCAGAGCGAGCAGACACCUGCUCUGCCCCCUGGCUGGGAGGAGCGUCAGGACAACCUGGGAAGAACCUUCUAUGUCCACCACGAGAGCAGAACUACGCAGUGGGGCCCACCGACCUUACAAGACAAUAAUCUGGACACAAGGCGACAACAAAGUACAAGAGAGACGGCGCAGAAUUGUAUUACACGCAGACAGAUCUCAGACCCGGAUGAGACCUCUGGGCAAGAUGAGGAAUGGGAAGUUUUUAGAGACGAUGAAUUCUCUUCAAACCAGGGCAACCAACUCACAUCGCCCCCACCUCAGAUGCCCCCGGAGAUACAGAUGUUAAAUGACGAGUUUAGAAACAUUUAUAUUCCAGGGGCCACAGCUUGCGAGCACCAGGUGGAUCACGCGUGCAAUUCAAGCCAUUCCGUUCGCACGAGAAGUUUUCACACGUCAACAGCAGAGGAGCAUCCUGUUAAUUCUGUGCUGCUUGGGACCUCUGGGGGGCUGCCUCCAGGAUGGGAGGAAAAGAGAGACAGUAAAGGAAGACGAUAUUAUAUCAACCACAAUACCCGAACCACUUCGUGGAUACGACCCCGUGUGCAGAGAACUCAGUCAGCGUCAGGGGCCGUGCACAGCAGUGCGGGUACACCGCCCUUCCAGUCCGUGUCCGCUGAGGCAUCUCCCCAACACACUCCGAACGCGGAAGCCGCACUUGAAUCUGGCUCCAUGCCAGCCGGUUGGGAGGUCCGGAGCGCUCCCAAUGGAAGACCCUUUUUCAUCGACCACAAUACAAAAACUACUACCUGGCAAGAUCCCAGGCUUAUACUUCCUGUGCAUGCGAGGAGCAGACCUGCACUUGACCCAUCCGAUCUUGGCCCAUUGCCACCUGGUUGGGAGGAGAGGGUACACACAGACGGGAGGAUAUUCUACAUUGAUCACAACACCAAGACUACACAAUGGGAUGAUCCUAGGUUACAAAACUCAGCAAUAACUGGACCAGCAGUGCCUUAUUCCAGAGAUUAUAAACAAAAGUAUGACUACUUCCGCAAGAAGUUGAAGAAACCAGACAACAUCCCAAAUAGAUUUGAGAUGAAAGUGAGAAGAAACGGAGUGCUGGAGGACUCGUAUCGGCAAAUCCUCCUGGUUAAGCGGCCAGACCUGUUGAAAGCACGGCUGUGGGUGGAGUUUGAGGGAGAAAAGGGUUUGGACUACGGAGGCUUGGCCCGGGAGUGGUUCUUCCUCAUGUCUAAGGAGAUGUUCAACCCCUACUAUGGACUCUUUGAAUAUUCUGCCACGGACAACUACACACUGCAGAUUAAUCCCAAUUCAGGUCUAUGCAACGAGGACCAUCUGACGUACUUCAAGUGUAUUGGCCGUGUGGCAGGCAUGGCCGUCUGGCACGGAAAGUUGCUUGACGCUUUCUUCAUUCGGCCCUUCUACAAGAUGAUGUUGCAGAAGCCCAUAACGUUGCAGGACAUGGAGUCCGUCGAUAGUGAAUAUUUUAAUUCACUCAAAUGGAUUUUGGAGAACGACCCAACUGACCUGGAUUUGAUGUUCACCAUUGACGAGGAACUUUUUGGCCAAACUCACCAGCAUGAGCUGAAGCCCGAUGGUGCAGAGAUUGUUGUCACUAAUGACAACAAGAAGGAAUACAUCCAUCUUGUGAUGCAGUGGCGCUUUGUAAACCGAAUUCAGAAGCAGAUGACUGCCUUCAAGGAUGGAUUUUUUGAGUUGAUCCCUCAAGAUCUGAUCAAGAUCUUUGACGAGAACGAGCUUGAGUUGCUCAUGUGUGGUCUCGGAGAUGUAGACGUGAACGACUGGAGACAGAACACCAAGUACAAGAGUGGCUACAAUUCCAACCACGUCGUUAUCCACUGGUUUUGGAAAGCAGUACUGCUGAUGGAUGCUGAAAAGCGAAUUCGGCUCUUACAGUUUGUGACAGGAACGUCCAGAGUCCCGAUGAAUGGUUUUGCUGAACUUUACGGAUCGAAUGGUCCGCAACGGUUCACCAUUGAGCUUUGGGGAACGCGUGACAAACUUCCCCGAGCACACACGUGCUUUAACCGUCUGGACCUUCCACCCUACGAGUCGUUCGAGGAAUUGCGGGAGAAACUUCACAUCGCCAUCGAGAAUGCGCAGGGCUUCGACGGCGUGGACUAGUCCGAUCACGGACACAAAAGUGAGAAAACCAAGCGGCACCGGAUGUUGCGAAGAUCCAUAUUACAGCUGUAGGCUGUAAGACGCACAAAAAGGGCCGACACCUGGCCCUCGCUUUGGACAACACAAGGAAUGACAACGUCUGGAGUGGAAGGUGUCAUAUCUCUUCUAGUGUUCUGAAGUUUACAAAUCAGGGUCUUUUCAUUUCAUGUGAAAUGACAAAACACUAGCCACGAGACCAGAGCCAUAUUCAAGGUUUUCAGGGUGUCUGUUGACUUGCCCCCUUAUGUCCAAGUUGCUAUACGCUAUUGAAUGUCGUUUUUUAUUUUUUGAAGUCAAAUUAUAUCAUUUUAAAUGGCUGUUUGGGGGUUGAGGAGCGUGGGACCCUGCCCAAGCCUGUGCAUUAUUCCAACCCUGCAUGGGACUAUUAUAACCAAAAACGUGAAUAUUAUGGCUUUGGUUUCACAUCACACUUUUACAAAAAGUUGUCCUUCUACAUCACUUUUAAAAAAUAAGGUCAUGGAAAAAGUAGUUAAUUUUGUAAGUGACACAACUAUUGCGGUUCCACGUGCGUAAUCACUGCCCAGGUCUAAUAAUAACGAUAAAUGAAUAACAAAGGCAUGACAGUGAAGUCAUCCGAUAUACAUCAUGACAUAAACUAGUGCCUCGAGAUAUGAGUUUAAUUUCAUUAAUGAGCACGCUCGUAACCCAAGACACACCGCAAAUCAUAUUUCCUCAUAGAAAUAAAUGGAAAAGCCAUUAAUCUGUUCCAGCCUGAAACAAAAACAAGAAAAUAUUUUGGAGUGUGUUUUUAAUUCGAAAAAUAAUUAUAUUGUACUUUAUGAAAUCAAAAUAAUUAAACAGUUUUUGGACAAUGGACUCUGCUAGUCCUUUAGGUGUAUGUGUUUUGACCACCCGAGGGCUUUACAAGAUAGAUACACAUAGACAUGUAAACGGGUCAGUCCUCAGGAAAUACUAACAUUACCUGGAGUUGUUGUUCUUUGAGGAUUAAAAAAAUGUAUGCCUGUGAGUAUUAUUAUAUCAGCUAUAUACAUAUAUUGUUUGUGUUCAAAUAUUGUUUGAAGAGUUAUAACACCACCACAUGGACGCUAUUCAAAGCCUGUCUAUGGUGUUUCCCGUUAUCUUUUAGCAAUAAGCUUGUGGGCUAAAAGGCAAUAUUGUAUGGUUGUUUUCUAUACACAAAUGUUUUAUUCCCUUUGUUUAAUUUUUAGCUUGACACGAAACUUGAACCGGGAUUGGCAAUGAACAGCUUGAAUCUUUUUUUUUUUUGUUUUUUUUAAACAAUUUUUCACGACUAUCUGCCAAACUGCUGCUUUUUGCAAAAGUUAGUUGAUUUGAGUUGACCGCUUUCACGUUUUUGCUUGCAAGUCAAAGCAAAAGACGGCAGAAUGACGGCUUGUAACUUAAAAAUUUUUCAGUAGGGUCACUCAUAUCUCAAGGCACCAGCGUAUUCUUAAAUUAAACUCUUCUCCGACAUUGAAGUCUUUUUUUUUUUUUUUUUUUUUUUUUUUUAAUUUUUGUCCUUGAAACAGGGGUAAAAGGUAUUGUUUCUUUGAAGUUGUAGACAUGCUUUUACACGAUUCAUUCCAAUAUACGAGACACACCAAGGUGGGAAGUGUAUGUGCCUUCAGAACAGAAAAUUUGUGGGUUCACUGCAAGUAAGCAAAGUGUCUGUAGUUUAACGGAGUUUGAAAUGUACCAACGCCAGGACCAGUUCAAUGCUUGACAAAUUCUCGUCUACAGCCGAGUCUGUGUGCAGUUUGAGUAUGUUACAGUACUAUGCAUCAUUUUAAAUGCUUCUCUUAUUAGACACUAAUUGUUGCCUCCUACAAAAUGAUGAAGCUUUUUUUUAAUGACAGUUUAAGUCAUUCAAAGCCGGCUCACCGCUACAUACAGUGAAGAAAAUUAAGUAUUUGAACACCCUGCUAUGUUGCAAGUUCUCCCACUUAGAAAUCAUGGAGGGGUCUGAAAUUUUCAUCGUAGGUGCAUGUCCACUGUGAGAGAGAUAAUCUAAAAAAGAUAAAUCCAGAAAUCACAAUGUAUGAUUUUUUUUAACAAUUUAUUUGUGUGAUACAGCUGCAAAUAACUAUUUGAACACCUGUAUCAGCUACAAUUCUGACCCUCAAAGACCUCUUAGUCUGCCUUUAAAAGUCCACGUAUUGUCCUGAAUCAGAUGCACCUGUGUGUGGUCCUUAGCUGCAUAAAGACACCUGUUCACCCUGUAUAAUCAGUAAGACUCAAACUUGUAACUUGGCCAAGACCAAAGAGCUGUCCAAAGACACCAGAGACAAAAUUGUACAACUCCACACGGUUGGAAAGGGCUACGGAGAAAUUGCCAAGCUGCUUGGUGAGGAAAAAAAGGUCCAAUGUGGGAGCAAUCAUUAGAAAAUGGAAGAAGCUAAACAUGACGGUCAAUCUCAAUCGGAGCGACCCGACCUCGUGGGGUCUCAAUGAUCCUUAGAAAGGUGAGGAAUCAGCCCAGGACUACACAACAGGACUUGGUCACUGACCUGAAAAGAGCUGGGACCACGGUUUCCAAGGUGACAGACUGUUGGUAAUACACUAAGACGUCAUGGUUUGAAAUCAUGCAUGGCACGGAAGGUUCCCCUGUUUAAACCAGCACAUGUCAAGGCCCGUCUUAAUUUGGAUGAUACUGAGGAGUCAUGGGAGAAGGUUUUGUGGUCACAUGAGACCAAAAUGGAACUUUUUGGUCAUAAUUCCACUAACCAUGUUUGGAGGAAGAUGAAUGAUGAAUUCCAUCCCAAGAACACCAUCCCUACUGUGAAGGAUGGGGGUGGUAGCAUCAUGCUUUGUUUUUGUAUUUUUUUUCUGCACAUGGGACAGGAUGACCGCAGCCAUGUCUUGUGAGAUUUUGGGGAACAACCUCUUUCCCUCGGUCAGAGCAUUGAAGAUGGGUCAUGGCUGAGAGAAUCAUAUCAAGGUUCUGGCGUGGCCCACCCAGUCUCCAGACCUAAACCCAAUAGAAAAUCUUUGGAGGGAGCUUAAACUCUGUGUUUCUCAGCGACAGCCCAGAAACCUGUCUGAUCUAGAGAAGAUCCGUGUGGAGGAGUGGGCCAAAAUCCCUCCUGCAGUGUGUGCAAACCUGGUGAACAACUACAGGAAAUGUUUGACCUCUGUAAUUGCAAACAAAGGCUACUGUACCAAAUAUUAACAUUGGUUUUCUCAGGAGUUCAAAUACUUAUUUGCAGCUGUAUCACACAAAUAAAUUGCUAAAAAAUCAUACAUUGUGAUUUCUGGAUUUUUCUUUUUAGAUUAUCGCUGCACCUACGAUGAAAAUUUCAGAUCCCUUCAUGAUUUCUAAGUGGGAGAACUUGCAAUAUAGCAGAGUGUUCAAAUCCUUAUUCUCUUCAUGGUAACUCAGCCUUUUUUUUCUGCUCAUUGUCAUAUCUUAUACGUUCCUGUCCGAGUAUAAAAUGGAUGAAACGUUUCUUUUUCGGUGGACGGUAGCUUGCAGCUUGCAUGUUCCAACAUGCGACUGAAUCAUUUCGCAGAAGUCCAACUCAAUUGAAAACUGCGUUUAUGUGCAUUGACAAAUUGUGUACAUAUCACAACUGUGUAUCCAGAAGGGACUUUUCAUACAUUUUGGUUUUUGAACAACGUUUUAAUCUUUUUCUCAAUGGUAAGAUGUGUUUACACCGCCCGACGUGUUUCGAGGUUGUGGACAAGGGCGGGGGUGUUGUGAGCCUGGUUCUCGUCGCUGACGACAAAGCUAUGUGAUGCUUUUAUAAAGUUACGCACUUUGUUCGUAUCAACAAGUCUUACUUCUGAACUGUCACCUGCACACUUCUUAAAAUGGAAAAAAAAAAGUGCACCUGUUGAAAAGUUUACAUGUGAACAUUGCUGAAAUUAAGCACAUUCUCUUCUUUCUCUCUCGCGUUGAAAAUGAUUUAUGUACUAUAGAUAUCCAUUAUGUUGUAGACCUGAAAAGCAAGUUUCUGUUAUGUUCAUUUUGUCUAAGAGAUAAUACCACUUAAUAUUUGCGCGGUGACACUUUCUUUAAAAUGUCACUUGUAAAUCCAUUAUAGCUCACAUUCAUAAUGUAUAUUAAAAUAGUUUUAAAGUGUGGAAUGAAAUGUAGUUUUCUGAAUUUUUCUGAAUAGCACAAACUGAUAUAUAUUUCACUAAUAAAGCAAUGUAAAAACAA
Messenger RNA from Syngnathoides biaculeatus (alligator pipefish), 7870 nucleotides. RefSeq names its product E3 ubiquitin-protein ligase NEDD4-like. The transcript is spliced from 25 exons. The record is from RefSeq and is a predicted model, not a curated record. Gene Ontology annotation, molecular function: ubiquitin protein ligase activity; sodium channel inhibitor activity; protein binding. Gene Ontology annotation, biological process: receptor catabolic process; ubiquitin-dependent protein catabolic process; receptor internalization. NCBI's taxonomy places the organism in Eukaryota, Metazoa, Chordata, Actinopteri, Syngnathiformes, Syngnathidae. The coding region runs from base 1 to 3687 and encodes 1228 amino acids.